Molecule: messenger RNA, 5688 nt
Organism: Prorocentrum cordatum
Lineage: Eukaryota; Dinophyceae; Prorocentrales; Prorocentraceae
Source: the annotation of a GenBank genome assembly
AUGUCCUCCACCCUCAAGGACUUUGCAGCCGUGGCCUUCAGAUCAGGUAGGAUCCCCUGCCGCGAAGAGUCACGCGGAAGAGUGGGCGGCACGCCAGUCGUGCGCAGGGACCCUUGCCGCGGAGAGUCACGCUACAGUGCGGGCGUCGCGCCAGUCGUGCGCGUUCAUCCCGUGCAUGUCAUCUCCAUGCGGGACUGGUCGAAGUCCUCGUCGACGGCACCAUCCUCCCGGGAGUGGUCCAAGCCCUCGUCGACGCAGCUGCUCGGAGAUUUUGGGGAGCAGGCAUCGAGUGCUCGCGAAUGGCGUCUCAUAGUGGAGCUGCUGUUGCUGGUCGCCCUUCUCCUCAUCUCCAACCCGCUGGUGCUGGAGCGAGUAGUGCUGGCGAACGACAACCUGAUGCAGUCCACCAGCACGACCACUGAGCUCGUGGACCCCAUGGACGCCGUCAACGCCGCCAUCGCUGCCUCGCAGGACUUCCUCACAGCCCAGCUCGAUUCCAAGCUGGCCACGAUCAAAGCAGUGAUCGUCGGCGAGUUCGCUACCCAGCUCAAGGGUCCCCUCGGUGCGGUGGUUGGACAGCAGCAACAACAGAACGCGCAGUUCACGGGCCAGAUCCAGUCACUUCAAGCCACGUCAUCGAAGCUCGAGGCAGAGCAAGCAGAGAUGCGUACCCAAAUUUCUGAAAUGCGACAGCGGCUAUACAUGCAGGAGGCACAUAUCCCCAUCAAAGACUACGAGAACCUCAUCGAAUGGGACCGGCCAGCAGACACGAGCAUAAUUGUGGGCACGGCUGCGGAGAACUUCACGCUCGACGAUUUCAAGGCCAGCAUCCAGCCCAUCAUCGACAGGUGUGAGUUCGGCGCUGACGAAUGGGAGGCGGUGGGCAAGAGUCCAGCGCGACGAUUCAUCAUUCAGUUCAGUGGCGACGCGAAUGCCUCUGCCCGACGUGUCCGCUCUGUCUACGGCAAGCUCAAGGGCGCUGGCGGCGAAUGGCUCAACACGGUGGUCAACAGUGUACAUGGUCAGCGCACACGUCUCUUCUUCGGCCUUGACCGCAGCGGCAAGACAGCGAGGCGAGAGUUCCAGACCAAGAAGCUCACCCAGUUCUGCAAGACCCAGCACGACACGAAGCGCUGGCGGGGCGACCGCCAACAAGGGAUCAUAUUUUGCAACAACCUGCCCAUCCUCUUCAUAUCCGUGGGCGCCACAAAGGAUGAACCAACCAAAUUGCUCUUCAACUACCAGGGUUGCCUCACGCAUGGCAUCAACAGGGAGGACGUCCGCGCGAAGUUCGAGCAGUUCUUCCAAACAUCCUUGGACCCGCUCAAGCGCAAGAAGAAGGUCAACCACAUGCUGCAGGUACUCAACUCUACGUCGCUGCUGGCCCUGCAGGAGGUGCACGGCUCCGGGUCGGAGCUCGCCCAUGCCCUGCGCCUAGGCCACAAGACUGCGGCCAUCUUCACCUCCAUACUUGUGCGCGGCACGGGAGGCGUGGCGAUCGUGCUCCCUGGUCUCUCGCAAGAUGAGGCGGCUGACUCUGACCGCUUCCGCCACGCGACACCCGUACCUGGCCGCGUGCAACGUCUCCAGAUCAAGUCGGAUCUCACUGGUGCACCCGAGGGCGCUCUGCCGUCCAUGGUGGUGAUCUACAACGUCCACAACUUCCAGCUCGCGCAGGAUCAGGUCCAGCGCACGGUGGGCUCAAUCAGGGCGGAGCUCAGCAUCGCAGAGCAGCAGCCCGAGCGCAUCGCAGUCAUGGUCAUGGGCGACUUCAACUUCAUGGACGAGGCCCCACUGGAGAUGAAGGCCCCGCUCGUCAACAAGGGGCUACCCAGGCUUCGCAACGUCCAUCCUGAACAUCAGCUUCUAUGGGAGCAGGCACUCGGAGACUUGGUCGAAGUGGACCCUGAGCUCCCCGCGCUUUACACUGGGCACCCCCAGCAGUGCACGCACAUUGAUAAGAUCUAUGGCAUUUCGGAUCAUGCCCCAGUGCACCUGCGUCUCUCAGCCCGCGCUCGCGAAGAUCGCGAGUCGCAGCCGAUCCCGCAGUGUAUCUUCGAGCGCCCUCUCUUCGCCAAGUACCUCGACCUGCUGGUCAGCCACGCUGACCUGGACAGCUACACGCCCUUUGUGCGCCUCCAGGAGGUCAAGCGCCUGAUCCGCGAGGCGGCGCGUCCCUCUCGCAACGACCUGACAGACAUGCACGCACCGUGCUCGGCGGCAGCCCUCACCACUUGCAGGGCGAUAUCGAGGGCGGUAUGGCGAAAUGACUGGCAGAGCGCACGCACGCUUAAGGCGCGCACUGAGCUCGGUGACCAGUUCUUGGACAUCUCCGACCCGAGCAACAUCACGCUGAUCGAGCCUGGCACGUUUCGUCGCGUCUUCGAGCAGCGCCAGAAGUCGCACCAGGACCAGCGUACUGAGGCCCUGCUGCAGGAGGAGACUGCCGCUGGCACGCGUGGCAAGCUCUGGGCCCCAACGGGCAAGACCCUCAAGCUCAAGGCUACCGAGGUGAUGCACGACCACAGCUCGACGGAGUCGCCUGCGGCCAUGAUCGAGGAGCUCCGUCGACAAUGGCCCCCAGUCUUCCAGGCGAAGCCGAGCCACCUCAGACACGUAAAAAGCUACCUAGAGAAGCACAUCGUCCCGUAUGACUGCACGGACAUGGACAUCCCCACUUUGGGUAAGAUGAAGCGUUUGAUCAGCAGGCUCAACAACCCAGCGCCUGGACCUGACGGGAUCCCCUACAUGGCCUGGAAGCGGACCCCCUUGUCGGCACAGCUCAUGCUCGACGUCACCGUCGAGAUCAUGCAGGGUUACCCUGCCCCACUCACCCUCAAUGACUCGCUGAUGACCUUCACCCCUAAGGGGUCGGAGCCCGCUGACGAGCUCGGGGCGACGAGGAUGGCAAAGGCAACUCGUCCCCUCUCCUUGCAGAACACGGACUGCAAAAUCGUCGCGGCCAUGGGGAACGAGCUGAGGAAGCCGAUCGUGGCCAAGGGAGCACACAAGGCCCAGAAGGGCUUCUUACCGCAGAGGCGCUUCAUAGAGCACGUGGUGGCGAUGGACGCUCAGGCCCGCAUAGUGGCCACGCAGUCGGACCCCGUGGAGAAGGACCCACUCUUGGUGCUGUACGACUUCGGCGACGCGUUCCCCUCCAUGUGCAGGGUCUGGCUGAACAACGCGCUGGAGUUCGCAGGUUUCCCACUGGGCAUCCGCAACAUGGUCGAUGCGAUUUACCUCCUGCCCGCUGCCUUCACCAACCUCGGCGGGGCGCUAGAGGUGUUCUGCGCCCUGGCCUCGGGCAUCCUCCAGGGGUGUCCGUGGUCGGGCACUCUUUGGGCCGUCGGCAUGGAUCCGCUGAUCAGGGACAUGCAUUCCCGCACGCGCUGCUUCAAGGGCGCUGUCAUCGGCGUCUGUGCGGAUGAUGUGGGCAGCGUUAUGCCUGCACUGAAGAUGCUGCGGCCUAUGUUCGGCGUCUUCAACGCGGCGGAGCUCCUGGCGCGUCUGGUGCUCAAGACGAUGAAGUGCAAGAUCAUCCCGCUGGCGGACUCCUUCUCGCCGGCGGUUGUGGACAGGGUACGUGCCAAGAUCGAGGCGCUGGUCCCGAAGUGGAGCGGCAUGAAGAUCACGGACAUGGCUGAAUACCUCGGGGUGUUGAUGGGCCCGAGUGUGGAUAACCUCAAGCGUGGGCAGAAAGUAGUGGAGGGCUGGCAGCGUGCGACCAAUAUGAUAGCGGAUGUGAGCGCCCCGACAUCGACCUCGCUGAUGCUCUGCAACCAGAGGGCGGUUACCAAGAUCUCCUACCUCAGCCAGCUGUUCCUCUGGCCGCCCAAGAUGAAGCGCAAGGCGGUCUCGCUCGAGCUCAGCAACAGGGCUGCCCUGAUGCGCGGCGCCACGGACUCGGUGAAGAACUGGCCGCACUGGGCAGCCAAGCUCAAGGAGACGGCGGCGAAGGCCCUGCCCCUCUCCGACCUGGCGAUGGGCAUGCAUGCGCCUUCGCACUGGCGCUCGCCACCGAUUGCCCUCACUCUGGAGGAGGCAGCUGGCGGCUUCCCGAACGACCCGAACAAGCAGAUGACCUCCGUGUGUAGCCAGGAUUUCAUCAAGGGGACCAACAAGCUGGAUGGCGACCCCCUGGCGAGCAGCAUCGAGGAGCUCAAGAAAUUCGACGGCGGGGAAGGAUGGCGGAGGGAAAACGCAGCGGCCGGCCCUGCGGCGGACAGCAGGCCGCAGGACGCCACGUGGGCACGCACGCUCCGGAGCGAGGCCGACCUCCGCGGGAAGCCGCGCCAGGCGCGACCGCAGGUGGACCUCUGCCCUUUGACAAACCAGGAGGUAAGCGUUGUCGUCAAGAGGGAGCUGGAAUUCCUUAAGAAGGACAUUAGUACAGCAGAGCGGGAGAGACGGCUGGCGACGGUGGACCCUGCGAUACGCAGCGACAUGGAGACGUUGCGUCGCCGGGAGGAGAGCGCAACAAACAUCAGCAGGCACUUUGAGCAGUGCUACCCCAUGGUCCAGCGCUGCGAGGAAGCCUGUCUCUCUGCGUUCCUGGCUGGCAUAUCUCGGUUUCCUGUGAGCGACGCGGAGGUCGUGCAGAUCUUGAACCUCGCGCCUUGCGACCCGGUGCUGUUCUCAGGGGUCCUCUCCGAUUGCUAUGUCCGCUUCACCGACGAGCAGAUUGACUACCUCUGCGACCUGCUGGAGGACGUCCUGCCCUCGCCGCGCCCCGACCCCGCGGCCGCCCCGAGGCUGGCGCUGACCGACCCGCCGCCGCCGGGCCCACCCGCGGAGCGCGCGCUGCCCGAGGCGGCGCCCGCUGCGGCCGCGCCGGAGCCGCUCCCCGCGGCCCUCGCCGAGGUGCCGCCUCGGCCCGGCGAGCCGCCCGCCGCGGAGGCAGCGGCAGAGCCGAAGAGGCGCGCGCCGCGGCGCCAGAGCGGCCAGGCCGCCCGCGAGGCGCCGGCGCGGGACCGCGCGCCGGCGCGCGGCAGGGGCCGCGGCCGCGGCCGGGGGGUGCAGGAGGCGGCGGCGGGCGAGGCCGAUCCGCCCGCCGCGGCGGAGCCGCCCGCGAAGCGGGGGAGGCUCGGCAAAGCGAAGCAGCUGCCUGAGGACGGGGGUGGGGGUCCGCCAGCGGGCCUCGCCGGCCUGGCGGGCGCUCGGGGCACUGUGCGAGGCGUGUGGCACGGGCUGGCCGCCGACGACGAUGCUGCCGCUGUGGCCGCCACCGGCCGGGCGGAGGCGGAGGCGGCCGCGGGCUCGGGCGCGGAGCUGGGCGACCUCGCGGCCGCGGGCGCCGCCGAGGGUGCGCCGGCGGCCAGCGUCAACGCGCAGCCCCAGCGGCGGCGAAGGCCCACCACGCAUGGUGGCGUCCGAGAGCCCCUGAGGGAGCCUCGCCGCACGCGCCGCGCCCGCCGCCGACACAGCCUGACCUGCACGUGCCUGGCAGGGGGGCGCGCGGCCGCCGCUCGCGGCAAGCAUCUGGCCGCUCUCUUCGCCCCUCGGGUCACGGCGCCCCUCCUUCCUCCUGCGCCUCCUCCGUCCUGCUCCGCCUCCCGCUGCCCGUGUCGGGCACACUCCCCUGCCUGUGCUCUCGCUUCAGUCAUUACCGUGUCCCUCCAUCCGAGCCUGGAGGAUGUCCGCAUCCACAGAUGUCGCAACCACGCCACGAGCCCGUGUGCUAGUUUGUGA